Copidosoma floridanum is the source of this 1689-nucleotide messenger RNA. Its product is annotated as adenosine deaminase-like. NCBI's taxonomy places the organism in Eukaryota, Metazoa, Arthropoda, Insecta, Hymenoptera, Encyrtidae. Gene Ontology annotation, biological process: inosine biosynthetic process; adenosine catabolic process. The record is from RefSeq and is a predicted model, not a curated record. Gene Ontology annotation, molecular function: adenosine deaminase activity.
CCCUCGUGAAGUGCAAAAGCGGCCAACAUGUCCUGUCCCAGUGGCACGGCUCUCCUGUGCUUUCUGGUGCUGUUCGUAACAAAAAGCACCGACUCCAACGAAGUGAGCAGCCAAGACCUGUCGAGCUACUUCGCCCAGAGGAACAGCAUCCUCGACGAGGAGCGGUCCAUGUACUUUGGCUCGAAAAUCCUGCUCGACGAGACCGAGCGCCGUGCGAACGAGGUCCUCAUGAGGUACAAGCGCCAAGAGCUGAGGGCAGGGACCCAGGACCCGCGGAGCUUCCUCCCCUCGAGGAACUUUCUGGCCGUGUCGGGCCUCAUCGAGCAGUCCCGGGUCUACCAAGUCAUCAGGCGCAUGCCCAAGGCUGGCCUGUUGCACGCCCACCUGUCGGCCUCCGCCUCGCGGCCCUUUAUCCUCCACAACAUCACCCGAAGGCCGAACCUCUACGCGUGCCAUGGACCCUCUACCAUCGUGCGGAUGAGGUUCUUCGCUAAGCUGCCCGAGAGCACGGGGGAGGACCGUUGUCGCUGGGAGCUGCUGGACGCGCUCAGGAGAAAGGACCCGACGAUCGACCGCAGGAUCGCCGAGGCCCUGACCAUGUUUGAACCCGAUCCCCGGAAGACCCCGAGGGGCGCCAGGGACGCCUGGAAGAGGUUCGAGGGUAUCUUUGACUUUGUCAAGCCUCUCGUGACUUACAGGCCAGCCUACGAGGACUUUUUGUACCACCUGCUGGAGGAGCUUUACGAGGACAACGUGCAGUUCGUCGAGAUACGCACGAGUUUUUCCUCCCUUUACGAACUUAACGGCCACGAGCACGACCACUUGCAGGUGAUCGGUAUCUACAACAGAGUCGUCGAUCGAUUCAAGCGCGACCAUCCGGACUUUGUGGGCGUCAAGUGGAUCUAUUCGCGCCGGCGCAAAGUCGAGCUGUCGGCCUUUCAGGGCUACACCCGGGUUUUUCGGUCCCUGCGCCGCGCGUACCCGAACCACGUGGUCGGCUUCGACCUGAUCGGCCAGGAGGACAUCGGCCGGCCGCUCAAGGAUUUUUUGAGCGAGUUGCUGGCUCUUGGGACGGAGACGCAGUUUUUCUUCCACGCCGGCGAGACCAACUGGAACGGCCUGGCCAUAGAUGAGAAUCUCGUCGACGCCGCGCUGCUCAACACCAAGAGGAUCGGCCACGGGUACGCCUUGAUGAAACACCCGGCGCUGAUGGAGCUCAUCGAGAUGAAACGAAUAGCCAUCGAGAUCCUACCGAUCUCCAACCAGAUGCUCAAACUCGUCAAGGACAUGCGCAACCAUCCGGCCUGUUACCUGUUCACCCGAGACCUGCCCCUCGUCGUGUCGAGCGACGACCCCGGCUUUUGGGGCGCUCGAGCGCUGAGCUUCGACUUUUACGAGACCUUCGUCGGCAUCAUGUCGGGCAGGGCCGAUCUCCGAGCUCUCAAACAAUUAGCCCUCAACUCCAUAGAGUACAGCAGCUUCAACGACUCGGAGAAGCUCGUGGCCCUUGACAUUUGGAGCCGGCGCUGGAGGAGGUUCGUCCUUGAGAUUGCGAGUGGCCAGGAUCAUCAGUGAUUUCCACGGCUCGUUCGAGCGAGAUAUCACAUACCUACGCUUUACCCUUUUUUGACUCGUUUUUUGUAAAAAUAUUUUUCGCUGUACUUUUUUUUUUUUUUUUUUUUUUUACGU